Molecule: messenger RNA, 1087 nt
Organism: Paramacrobiotus metropolitanus
Lineage: Eukaryota; Metazoa; Tardigrada; Eutardigrada; Parachela; Macrobiotidae
Exons: 3
Coding region: 179-802 (207 amino acids)
Source: RefSeq, a predicted model, not a curated record
AGCGAAGAUUUGUACUCCUAAUCUCUACGCUCGCGAAGUACCGAAAGCGAAAUAAUGGUAUUUCAGAGUACUUUGUAAAACUGCCCUUCCGAAUAAAUGCAUUCCACGCUAAAUUGUUUAUUUUGCUCUUAAAAAUAUUCAACCACAAUCAACCAAGUUCAUAGUUAACGCAUUUCAAAUGCCAACCACUGCGAAGAAUCUGUACAAGGAAAUAAGCCGAAUCUCUUGUUGGGACACUUACGGUAGAACGAAGGUACUGAUAUUCCUGUUCUCCUUCAGUGCACUAGUUUCGUUUUUCAUUGCAUACGAAACCGAUGACGAGGAUGCUUCCAUAUCCGGCCAAGAAACAUACCGCAACAUCAAACGUGCCAAUGGAAAUCUGCUUAUUGUCAGCCUUCUCAUGACGUUCACUAUCAAUGCGAUUCUGACGGGGAUACAUUUAGGAGAAUGGUUUUUUCCUAAUAAAUUUCUCACUAAAGAGGGCCGCUUGAUCACAUCGAGCUGGACAUUCCGAUUUUCGGAAGUCUCGUAUGGUUUGAUAUCGUCCGUAUUGCUCCUCGGAAGUGCUUGCAGUUUGCUUUUUACGGAUAACUCAUUGGUUUACCACUGCACAAAAUGGUGGUUCUGCACAUCGACUACUUCAGCGCUGUUUUUCAGCUUCUUUACAGUCGUAACUACGAUGGCAAACUUUCUCAUCGGAUUGUGCGAGACCUUAAAGGAUGUGAAAACUCUAGAGUACCAUUUUGGGAAAUCGUACGUGGCUGUUCCCGUGGACAAUGACCGGAUGAUCAGCGAAGUUUGAGCAGCUUUAAUACCGCCAUGAAAGAAAGAACGUAUUCUGAUCGGCUUAUCACUGGAUGUCUGUAUCUAUCUAUAUUAAAUGUACAUACAUACAUUGUCAGUUCAAUAUUUUAACGUUCGUAUUGAUUCUGUAUACAAUUACUGAGCUCCGUAGAAAAAAACCAGCCAACUGAAACUGGUACCGGUACGUAAAAAUUAAUACUACCUACAUUUUUAGUUUUUUAUUCUUACAACAUCCCAAAAAAAUGGUAAGAGCUGCAACAUAGGAGCAUAAAACGACCAUAUA